Molecule: messenger RNA, 813 nt
Organism: Closterium sp. Naga37s-1
Lineage: Eukaryota; Viridiplantae; Streptophyta; Zygnematophyceae; Desmidiales; Closteriaceae
Source: the annotation of a GenBank genome assembly
AUGCCCCCCGUUGCCAGGUCUAGCCCCUACCCGUCUUUGCUGCCUCCCCCCACCCAUCCCGCCUCCCCUACCCAUCCCCCUCUAUCCCCUGGCUCCAUCCCCAGUCGCACCACCCACCUCACCCGUGCCUGCUGCGGAAAGAUGAGCUUCACACAUGACCCGAGUCGCAAACGCUUCCGCCCAACAGUCAAGUUCCUCCUUGGCUUCCAUACAACUCGGUUCAGGCCUGUCCACCCCCCCUGCCCCCCCCCCCUCUUCCUCCCCUGGCUCUGCGGCCUCCCCCGUCUCCCCUGCUUUCCCCGUCUCCCCUGCUUUCCCUGUCUCCCCUGCAUUCCCCGUCUCCCCUGCCCCCCCUGUCUCCACCCCUGCCGCGCCUAUCUCCCCCCCUGCCUCCACCAUUCCCCCCCUUGCCUGAUUCACCUGCGUCUCCCUCCGUCUCCCCUCCGCCAAACUCUGCACGCUCGGCCUCUCCUUCUCCACGAUCCGCCGCCCUCCCUCUCCCCCUUCCUCCGCCCCUGUCGCGGCCUCCCCUGCCCUCCAUCCUGUCCUCACCGCCCUGCGCCCCCCUUACACCCACCCCUCCCCCUCUCCCUCUCCCUAUCCCUCCCCCUCUCCCUCUCUCUACCCCUCCCCCUCUCCCUCUCCCUAUCCCUCCCCCUCUCCCUCCCCCUCCCCCUCUCUCUACCCCUCUCCCUCUCCCUCUCCCUCUGCCUCCCCCUCUCCCUUCCCCUCUCCCUCCUCUAUCCCCUCGUCCCCCACUGCCUCCACCGUGUCCCCCAUCCAUGUUAUUCAUGCCUUCUUCCCCACCCGUAG